AUGGCGCCCAAUCUCUAUAAUCUCACCGUUUUGGAUCAGUCCCCCACUUUCAUUUACUCUCCGUAUCGCGAAGGGGACCUCAACUCAUCUUGGAAAGUCUUCUAUUCAAAUAGUCCAGACAGCUCUUAUGAUUCCACGCACAACUCAGAUAACCUGGCUUCCGGCACGUCCCUUCACAGUACAACUCUGCAGGGCGCGAGCCUCCAAAUAUCUUUCGUGGGCACCGCGAUUUACCUCUCUGGUUCGGGUACUGCUGGCAGCUACUCCACGACACUUGAUGGCGGUGAUGCCGUUGAUGGCAACCCAGCCAAUGGCUACCUCGUUAGUCACGACGGCUUGGACUAUGAAGCCCACACGCUGGUUUUGAAUACGACUUCCACAUUGCAGUUGAAUGUAACGUCAGCGUUAAUGACCGUAGGCGUUGGUGAUGAGGGUGCCGAGCAGAUCCAUGGUUUAAACCAUCCUCUGGAACAUAGUGCUACAAUAACGGACACGAAACAUCUUGCAAUUGAUGUGGCUAGUGAUGGCUCGACGUCAUUGGACUCGUUCUUUACAACUAAUGGCAAUGGACCAUUUAACACCAACCACGAUGCACAAGGGUAUUCACGAAUAGACACGACAGGCAAGGGAUCAAAAAUUUUAUUUUCUUUCAGUAGCGCCUCUGCUGUCUUUGUUUAUGGUUCGACGAAUUAUGACCACGGUGCUUACAGCGUUACGCUAAGCCCCGCAGCCGGGGUGUCGACAUCUACGCGAACUUUCAAUUCAACUUCAAAGUGGUUCGCUUAUGACGCCUUAACGUACUGGGAGACAAACCUCGAUCGAGACAAAACGUAUCAAGUCACCUUCGAGAACCUGGCAGAUGGUAAAUAUAUGGAUAUUCAUCAGAAGACCUUUCCCGGCUCUAACUUCCGCGUAGGUGCUCUUAAAGGAUGGAGUACCGGUAUCGACGAGUUCUUCAUUGAGUUCUGCGGCGUCAGUAACCGGAUCCUCGGGUUCUUCAGCUCCUUCCUCUGA
Molecule: messenger RNA, 1014 nt
Organism: Guyanagaster necrorhizus
Lineage: Eukaryota; Fungi; Basidiomycota; Agaricomycetes; Agaricales; Physalacriaceae
Exons: 5
Coding region: 1-1014 (337 amino acids)
Source: RefSeq, a predicted model, not a curated record